Messenger RNA from Dinoponera quadriceps, 1833 nucleotides. RefSeq names its product protein RMD5 homolog A (gene Sou). Bases 69 to 1265 code for a protein of 398 amino acids. The record is from RefSeq and is a predicted model, not a curated record. Gene Ontology annotation, molecular function: ubiquitin protein ligase activity; protein binding. The transcript has 7 exons. Gene Ontology annotation, cellular component: nucleus; GID complex; cytoplasm. Gene Ontology annotation, biological process: proteasome-mediated ubiquitin-dependent protein catabolic process. Lineage: Eukaryota; Metazoa; Arthropoda; Insecta; Hymenoptera; Formicidae.
CCUCUCUCUCUCUCUCUCUCUCUCUCUCUUUCUAUACGCGCAAACGUCAAUCGCGAGAAGCAAUAAUAAUGGAGGCGUGUAAUGCUGUUGAGCGCGAAGUGGACAAAGUUCUUUCGAAAUUCGGUGCUAUUAACGAACAUGCGGAAACGGUGCUGUGCGAUCUGAUAAGUCACAUCGAGUCUCUCAAGAGAGAUUUGGAGGCAGCACCGCCCGGAAAUGAAGUGACACCCGAGCAGGUGCAAGUACUGAAGCAAGCGAUGACGAAAGUACGCGAUACUGUGAUAAAGUUGGCAACGGACCACCGCGACUUGCACAGCACAGUCUCCAAAGUGGGCAAGGCGAUAGACAGGAAUUUCAUCGCCGAUUUCGCCAGCACCAGCAGAGAAGAUGUAUUCUGCGGACCGGAGAAGUCUCAUCUUCUGAAUCAAGUAAUCUGCCAACACUUUUAUCGCCAGGGGAUGUUAGAUAUCGCCGAUGAAUUAGCAGCGGAAGCUGGAAUCAAGACCGAUGAAGGUAGGAAGGAACCGUUCACGGAACUAAAUUUCAUACUGGAUUGCUUAAAACAGAGGAAUCUCGAGCCGGCGUUAGAAUGGGCGAAGAAACAUAGGGAGGCACUGUUGGCGCAAAGUUCUUCUCUCGAAUUCAAGCUGCACCGAUUACAUUUUAUAAGACUAGUUCAACAGGGUCCCUGUAAACAGACGGAGGCAAUAUUAUACGCUCGUCAAAACCUCACACAAUUCGUCGGUCGCCACGAGAAGGAGGUGCAGUCCUUAAUGGGGACCCUGCUUUAUUUACCACACGGGAUCCAGUCGUCCCCCUACAGUCACUUGUUGGAUCCAACCUUGUGGCUCGAGAUACACGAUGUUUUUACCAAGGAGGCGUGCAUGUUACUAGGCUUAAGUGUUGACAGCCCGCUUUCCGUUUGCAUCAAUGCAGGAUGCACCGCGUUACCUGCCUUGUUAAAUAUCAAACAGGUGAUGCAACAAAGACAAGUGACCGGCAUUUGGAGCGGCAAAGACGAAUUACCCAUUGAAAUAGACUUGGGUAAGCAGGGUCGUUAUCAUUCUGUCUUCGCCUGUCCCAUUCUCAGACAACAAAGUACAGAAAGUAAUCCACCGAUGAAGCUGGUCUGCGGGCAUGUUAUAUCACGCGACGCGUUAAACAAGCUGACCAGCGCGAAUAAAAAUCAAUUUGUUUCAAGGUUGAAAUGCCCCUACUGCCCCGUGGAGCAGAAUCCCGAAGACGCGAGACUUAUUUAUUUUUAGGCUGUGAUAUAUUAUGUACAUGUAAAAAGCUAGUUUUGCAGUUUCUUUGUAAUGGAUUAUAUAUUAAAGGAAGAACAAACAAUACACAUAACGCAACAUGCAAUAACCGACAGAUCGUAAAGUCUCCAUACUCUAUAACUUAUCGCCAAUAACUAGAUCGUUCCAACGAACUUUCUCCGUUUGUUACAAAUAUCGAAAAUUAAUUCCAUCUUUUCUACAAGACGCAGAUAUAAGACCGUUAACUCUCCGUAUUAGCUUCACAGUCUUUUUCAGAAAAUCAGUUCUCAGACGGAUCGGAACGAAGGAGAAAAAAAAGAAGGAGGAACUGUGAUAGCUUUAAUAUUUGUGAGGUAGACGUAACUGUGCAAUUGUAUCGUAGGUAGACAAUUUAUAUUACUUUAGACUAAGAUAAGAGACUUCAGCUUUCUAUGCGAUCGACAAGUUGAAAGCCAUAAAUAUAUGUGUAAGACGCCUAACAAAUUUUGUUAUGAGAUUCUCUUCGUAUAAUUGUUCAUUUCUCGUUUCAAGUGUAUGUCGGCUUGGUUAAAUGAAGAUGAUUUUAUAAACA